CACAAAGCAUCAAACAAUGCCACUCUUGCUCUGUUUCUUCUGUUUCUUACCCAUUUUCUUCGUUUCCUUAUCAAUCUUCUCCACAACUCUAAGAAGAUGGAAGCUUCCUCCGGGGCCAAAAAGGCUUCCGAUCAUUGGAAACUUACACAACCUCAAAGGAUUGUUACACAUAUGUUUUCGAAACCUCUCCCGAGAGUUUGGACCAGUGAUGCUUCUCCAUUUCGGAUUUGUUCCCAUGGUCGUGAUCUCAUCUAAAGAAGGAGCAGAGGAAGCUCUCAAGACCCUAGAUCUUGAAUGUUGUAGCCGGCCAGAGACGGUAGCGACCAGAAUGAUCUCUUACAACUUCAAAGACAUCGGAUUCGCGUCUUAUGGGGAAGAAUGGAAAGCUUUAAGGAAGCUCGUGGUUAUGGAGCUCUUGAGCGUGAAAAAGUUGAAGUCAUUGAUGUACAUUAGAGAGGAAGAGAAUGACGUGAUGGUCAAGAAACUGAAAGAGUCAGCUUUGACGCAAUCCCCUGUGAAUCUGAAUAGGACUCUUUUCACACUCGUUGCGAGUACUGUUUGUAGGCUCGCGUUCGGGAUAAAUAUCCAUAAGUGUGAGUUCAUUGACGCGCAUAAUGUUGAAGAUCUAGUUCACAAGUUUGAGUUGCUCAGCGAUGGUUUUGCUUUCUCUGAUUUGUUCCCUAGGGUUGGUUGGCUUGUUGACCGGGUUUCUGGUCAGAACAAGACAUUGAAUAAUGUUUUUUCGGAACUCGAUACUUUCUUCCAGAAUGUUCUAGAUGAUCACCUUAGUUCUGGAAGAAGAGUACCAGAGACCCCUGAUGUGGUUGAUGUGAUGGUUGAUCUAAUGAAGAAGCAAGAGAAAGUUGGAGACUCAUUCAAGCUCACUACAGAUCAUUUCAAAGGAAUCAUAUCGGACAUAUUUUUAGCAGGAGUAAACACAAGUGCCGUUACUAUGACUUGGGCAAUGACAGAGCUGAUUCGAAACCCGAGAGUGAUGAAGAAAGUACAAGAAGAGAUCCGGACAACACUCGGGGACAACAAGGAGAGUAUAACAGAAGAUGAUCUCAAUAAGCUUCACUACUUUAAGCUCAUGGUCAAGGAGACGUUCAGGUUACACCCAGCAGCUCCACUCUUGCUCCCAAGAGAGACAUUGUCUAACAUCAAGAUCCAAGGCUACGACAUCCCGGCCAAAACACAGCUUAUGAUCAACAUCUACUCCAUCGCACGCGAUCCAAAGCUCUGGACCAACCCCGAUGAGUUUAAUCCUGAAAGGUUUCUUGACAGUUCCGUAGAUUACAAAGGACUAAACUUUGAGCUUUUACCAUUUGGUUCUGGUAGGAGAAUAUGUCCAGGGAUGGCCAUGGGAGUCUCUAGCGUCAAACUGGGACUGUUAAACUUACUCUACUUCUUCGAUUGGGGAUUGCCUCAAGGGAAAACUGCGAGAGACAUUGACUUAGAAGAAACUGGAUCGAUCAUUGUCAGCAAGAAAGCAAAUCUUGAACUUGUUCCAUAUCUAAUAAAAUCAUGCUAGUUGUAGUUUAAAAAAAAAAUUAUAAAUAAGUUUUGUGAUAAA
Capsella rubella is the source of this 1573-nucleotide messenger RNA. RefSeq names its product cytochrome P450 71B7. Gene Ontology annotation, molecular function: heme binding; monooxygenase activity; oxidoreductase activity, acting on paired donors, with incorporation or reduction of molecular oxygen. The coding region runs from base 17 to 1531 and encodes 504 amino acids. NCBI's taxonomy places the organism in Eukaryota, Viridiplantae, Streptophyta, Magnoliopsida, Brassicales, Brassicaceae. The transcript has 2 exons. The record is from RefSeq and is a predicted model, not a curated record.